AUGCCCUACGUACCCCCGCACUUGCGCGGCAAGCAGCAGGACGCUGCUUCCCCAUCUGAGUCCUCUUCCACAGCUGCUCGUGCUCCUGAAGGCUCCUCUGGCUUUCCUCGUUCCGGUAGUUAUGGAACUCGUCUAGACAAUGUUUCGUAUGGCGGAAGGGGAGAGGGAGGAUUUUCGCGUCAGGGCUCGUCCGGACUUCCCCGCAGUGGAAGCACGCAAAAUUUCGGUGAUGCUAGCAGAGGAUACCAUCGCAGUGGACCAGCUGUGGAGGCCGUGUUCGCCAACUGGCAACCUACAAGCCGUGUUCAGGCGUUGAGCGAUGAGAAUAUUCAAGAAAUUCGGCAGCGUCUCAAGGUCACAGUCGAUGUUACCGAAGGCGAGCCCAAGGCAGCACCGCCAAUUGAGUCGUUUCAGGAAAUGAAUCUUCACCCUAACAUUUUGGCGGACAUUGCCCAUCACAAGUACGAGACGCCCACGCCAAUCCAGGCACAGGGCCUUCCGAUCGCUCUGUCGGGACGCGACAUUUUGGGCUGCGCUGAGACCGGAAGCGGCAAGACCGCAUCCUUCUCAAUCCCAAUGAUUCAGCACUGUCUUAAUCAGCCUCCUCUGAGGCCGGGUGACGGGCCUAUGGCGCUGGUGCUGGCACCAACCCGUGAGCUGGCGCAGCAAAUUGAACGCGAGGUCCGUGCCUUCAGCCGCAGCAGCAGCCGCAAUGUGCGCACGUCAAUUGUGGUGGGUGGCGUGCCCAUGCAAGAGCAGCGCCACGACUUGCGCAACGGAGUGGAGGUGGUAGUGGCUACACCCGGCCGCUUCAUCGACCUCCUACAGCAGUCCUACACCAAUCUCAGCAGGGUAUCGUACGUCGUACUCGACGAGGCGGACCGCAUGUUGGAUAUGGGUUUCGAGCCGCAGAUUAAGGAGGUGAUGAACAACCUGCCGCCCCGUCACCAAACGUUGCUUUUCAGCGCGACCAUGCCCAAGGAGAUUGAGGAGCUGGCCCGUGCCUACCUGAAUAAGCCGGUGACGGUCAAGAUCGGCGCCGUGUCCACUCCCACCGCCAAUGUGGCCCAGCGGCUGGAGCACGCACCCGAGGGACAGAAGCUGGACAUCCUGGUGGCGCUCAUCUCUUCAGAGGUUGCUGCCGAGGCCUCGGGUGGGCCCCCCAUGCCGCUGACUAUUGUGUUCGUUGAGCGCAAGAACCGGUGUGAUGAGGUGGCCGCGGCGCUGCAGGAGGAUGGCAUCCCGGCCAAUGCACUGCAUGGAGGGCUGGGGCAGUUUGAGCGCGAGGCCGCGCUUCGCGACUUUGCAAAGGGUCACAUCAAGGUGCUGGUGGCGACCGAUUUGGCCUCCCGUGGACUGGACGUCAAGGGCAUUGGCCACGUGAUUAACAUGGAUCUGCCGAAGACCUUUGAGGACUAUGUGCACCGAAUUGGCCGCACGGGGCGUGCGGGAACCAAGGGCCGAGCUACCUCAUUGUGGAACGACCGAGACAGCUUCCUGGUGGCGCAGAUUAAGCAGGCCUUGGCCGAGCUGGAGAAGGGCAACGGCUUUGCCUUCGCCACUGGCAAGGAGGCUCGCAAGGAGGAGCGGCAACUGGCCCGGGAGUUCAAGUGGCUUAAGAUGACGAGCCAGGGUAUGCUCCAAACUGGCGCCGGGGCAGUCAAGGUGGAUGACAAGUACGCGCACAUGGCCACGGCGGCUCCGGCGGCGGCCGGUUCGGGGGUGGCGGAUGCGGCGUGGGACGAUUAA
Volvox carteri f. nagariensis is the source of this 1749-nucleotide messenger RNA. RefSeq lists its product as uncharacterized. The record is from RefSeq and is a predicted model, not a curated record. Bases 1 to 1749 code for a protein of 582 amino acids. The transcript has 11 exons. Gene Ontology annotation, molecular function: ATP binding; nucleic acid binding; RNA helicase activity. NCBI's taxonomy places the organism in Eukaryota, Viridiplantae, Chlorophyta, Chlorophyceae, Chlamydomonadales, Volvocaceae.